Messenger RNA from Paramecium pentaurelia, 2339 nucleotides. The record is from the annotation of a GenBank genome assembly. Lineage: Eukaryota; Ciliophora; Oligohymenophorea; Peniculida; Parameciidae.
CAUGAAUAUAUUUAAGUAAAAAAAAAAAGAAGAACCCAAAAAGAAAAUUACAGUCACCAUUGUAUAUUAAUAUUUUCUAUUUUAGGAAUAACUAACCAUGUUAUUUAUGAAAUCAAAGGAAUACAUUAAUCUUGAUAAAUAGAAAAAAAUUAAUGAAGCCAUUUAAUAGGAAACUAAAUUAUUGAAUAUGCUCAAGGCUCCUUAAAGAAAUAGGAAGGAUGAAGAAAUUUAAAUCAUUAAAAUUGUUAAUAUCCUUAAUACCAUUGAAGCCUAUGAUAAGGCUAUUAUGUAAUUAAAAUUAUUUUUAUUCUUCUUAGUCAAAUAAGUAACAUAGAUCAAUUCAAGAGUCAAAUUGUAGCAAGUUAAGGUGACCCCUCUAAAGUCAGUUAAUACAUUCCGUAAUUUUUCUAUUGCUACCAUUAGUUAUAUCGCCAGUGUUUGUUAUUACAUUGAAAAAACUAAUGAUUUAAGAGGUGCUGUUGAUCUCAAAUAAUAAUUAAAUGAAUAUUAUGGAUGUGAUAUUGCAACCACUUUUGAAAAAUCAGUUGAUCAAAAUGCUAAAUAUUUAUUUGGUAUUUUAAAUCUCUAAUCUCCAUCUGUUUAAAAAUAUGCAUAAGACUUUAGUAAAAAAUAUUAGGUACUUGAUGUUCCAGGAUUAAAUUAUUAAUCAUAAUAAUAAUAAUAACAAGCUUGGAAUCCUGCUUAAUAUCCUCAACCUUAAUAAGGAGGUCCAUAAUAAGGUGGAGGUUAUCCAUAAUAAUAAUAAGGUGGAGGUUAUCCAUAAUAAUAAUAAGGUGGAGGUUAUCCAUAAUAAUAAUAAGGUGGAGGUUAUCCAUAAUAAUAAUAAGGUGGAGGUUAUCCAUAAUAAUAAUAAGGUGGAGGUUAUCCAUAAUAAUAAUAAGGUGGAGGUUAUCCAUAAUAAUAAUAAGGUGGAGGUUAUCCAUAAUAAUAAUAAGGUGGAGGUUAUCCAUAAUAAUAAUAAGGUGGAGGUUAUCCAUAAUAAUAAUAAGGUGGAGGUUAUCCAUAAUAAUAAUAAGGUGGAGGUUAUCCAUAAUAAUAAUAAGGUGGAGGUUAUCCAUAAUAAUAAUAAGGUGGAGGUUAUCCAUAAUAAUAAUAAGGUGGAGGUUAUCCAUAAUAAUAAUAAGGUGGAGGUUAUCCAUAAUAAUAAUAAGGUGGAGGUUAUCCAUAAUAAUAAUAAGGUGGAGGUUAUCCAUAAUAAUAAUAAGGUGGAGGUUAUCCAUAAUAAUAAUAAGGUGGAGGUUAUCCAUAAUAAUAAUAAGGUGGAGGUUAUCCAUAAUAAUAAUAAGGUGGAGGUUAUCCAUAAUAAUAAUAAGGUGGAGGUUAUCCAUAAUAAUAAUAAGGUGGAGGUUAUCCAUAAUAAUAAUAAGGUGGAGGUUAUCCAUAAUAACCUUAACAAUAUCCAUAAUAAGGUAAUUAUUAAUAGUCAUUUCAAAACUCAUAAUAAACCUCAUAUCAAUAAUAAAUCCCUUAAUAAAAUAAUUUUUAUCCUAACUCCUAUUAAAAUCAUUAUGGUUUAUAAUAAAGCUCUAAUCCAUAUGGAUAAUUAUAAUUUAGUUAAUAGAAUAUUUACUAAAAUAAUCCAAAUGUUUUUUUGCCUCAGAUUUCUCAACCAUAAAUAGGUUUAAACCAAAAAUAAAAUUCAAAUUUUAAUUAUCCAUAACAACAACAUUCAAUAUACAAUGCACCAUCUUAAAAAUAAGAUAAUAAUAACAUUGGUUUUGUUCCAUUAUAAUAAUAAUCAUAAUUUUAAUAAUAAUAAAAUUAGUCAUAAUAACAAUAGAUUGUAGUAGAUCCAUUUGCAAUAAUUAAUUAAUCAAAUAAUUAAUAGAUGGUAGAAUUGCCUCCUUUACCCAAAUAAUCAACUAUUUAAUCCAAUAUUCCAUUAAAUUAAAAUGGAGAUAAAUUUGCAUUCAACAAUUAAGCUCCAUCUGAUGAAUAAGUACCAUUUCAGUCUUAGAAUUCUUAAAAUUAAAGUAAUUAAUAUUUCUAAUUAUAUUAGAUAAUACUGGUAAUUUUGGAUAGAAUAAUCCUUUAGGGAAUAGUUUAAAUUCAAGGGGAAGUAAGUUUAGAUAAUAAAUUUAGCGUAAUUAACAGAUCCUUUGAGUGAUUAGAAUUAGAAUAUUUUUGAAACAACAACAAUUGGUUAAGAUAUGGCAUUUAGUUUACCUAUUAUGAACAAUAAGAAAAAUGAGGAGGUUCCCUUAGGAAUAAAUCAUGAUUUACGUUCUUUAGAAAUCUUACAUAAUUUCAAGAAUGGGGUUCCAUAAUCUAUUAAUGAUUCGAUAAAUUAAUUACAAUUGGCUGGUUUAAGUAUAUGA